GAUUAACAGUGUUGCUAGAGAGUCACAUAUAACAAAAAGAAAACAGAAACUGAAGUAUAUUUAAUCCUUAGAACUCACCGGCUCAUUCACACGUUUUAAAACCCAAAUUAAAGCAUAUAUGGGUGUUACUGUGCUCCAGCCCUAUCCGCUGCCCGAGGGCAAAUCUGGCGCCUACAUAAUCGAUCAUCUAUCGAAGCGUCUGCUGUCGCUGGGUGCUACACAUGCCGGACAAUUUCUGGUGGAUUGCGAGACAUUUAUAUCAACUCCUCAGCAUGGCGGAGCACCAAGUCGUGCAGUCCAUGUGCUACACAAUUCUGAAUAUCCCGCCUCCACCUUCUCCAUCAUUGACAAUGGCACUGGGAAACAGGUCUCCCUGGUAGCGGACAACAUAUUCGACUUGCUCAUGCUAAAGAUGACUGCGACAUUUGCCUCGAAGAAACAAACUAAAAUUGAGUCUCGCGGAGCUCGCUUUGAGUAUGGUGAUUUUGUCAUUAAGCUGGGAUCGGUGACCAUGAUGGAACACUUCAAGGGCAUACUUAUCGAGAUUGAAUACAAAUCGUGCGUCAUUCUCUCAUAUUGCUGGGAAAUGAUACGGGAAAUGCUUCAGGGAUUUCUGGGUAUGCAGGUGCCAAAGGAUUAUCCCAACUACUUUACCACCCAGACAAUAAUGAAUGCCAUGGGUCAACAGCAGCUCCUUCAUGCCAAGCAUAAUGAUCUCUACGAGCCAAUGGACACAGUUAAACAGUAUUUGGAGCAAUUCACCAACUAUCGAAAGCACGUCAAUGUCCAUGUGGGCGGAGCUGCUGGAGUUUCGGUACAACCCAUUCAUAUGCCACCCAGUUCGAUUGUUGGAGUGGGCGUGGGCAUGGGCAGACCCUGAUGUGAGGUUAAACUGGAGCCUGCUGAACCAGCUCCAGCUGCAGCCACAAAUGAAUAGUUUGAAAGCAAUUUUUGAUUUUUAUUUUUUUGUCUCUUUAUCUUUUA
Molecule: messenger RNA, 984 nt
Organism: Drosophila willistoni
Lineage: Eukaryota; Metazoa; Arthropoda; Insecta; Diptera; Drosophilidae
Gene: MED20
Product: mediator of RNA polymerase II transcription subunit 20
Exons: 1
Coding region: 119-880 (253 amino acids)
Biological process (GO): regulation of transcription by RNA polymerase II
Cellular component (GO): mediator complex
Molecular function (GO): transcription coactivator activity
Source: RefSeq, a predicted model, not a curated record